GGUGCUGAGGAACAAGUCGAACGCCUUGUCGCAACGUCUAGCGCGGAAAAGGUGGAGAAGAAGCGAGCUGCUUCCACGAUUGGAGCCAAGGCUGUAGGGGCGGUGAGAAAGGUCCACAACGCUCCGCACGACAUGAUGCAGUACUCGGCAAAGAUGAUGCGAAACAGCGCCAAAGGUCUCGCAGGCGGCUUCAAAAACUAUCCAUUCCUCAUGACUGCCACCUUUUUGCCCUUUGGCAUAUUCCUGGGAUGCGGCGCCUUUGAUUGCGAUUUCAAGCACGGCAAACCCGAUCCUGCCCUGUCCCCGCUGCCGGCUCCACCUCCGACUCCGGCUCAGGUCAAGCACCUACGGCACGCACGCAGAAGUGAGCUUUCGACUGCCGUGAUUGGCGAGAUUGUGCGACGAUCAGUAGAAGCGGGUCCCAGCAAUGGCGAUGUCGUUCACAACCUGCCAAAAGCCGAUGUCACUAGGACUGCGAAAGCUGUCAAGGCGGGCAAGUCGGCAGCUCGACCCUUUGUCACUGUCGCAAAGGCCAUACAUGCCUACUGGAAGAAGCAUCCCAUCUUUGGGACCGCUGCGCCUAUUGCGGCAACCUUUCUCAUGGCCUGCGAGCUUGCCGGCUGCGACCUGAAGCAUACCGAUACACCGCCCAGAAAGCAGAACCACACUGAGCAUCACGUUAGGCGAGACACGGAAGGCCGCACAGCUGCUCUUUACGACCGUACAGACAGUGAUGGGACUCCACCUAAUACGCUUUUUGGGAGAGACGUCGAUGUACCGCUAGGCCAACGACAUUUCUUGUCCACAGUCCCUGGGCAUUAUGAACCGAUGGUGAUCUAGCAGCAGCAGCAUCGCGUGCCCGUGCCACUUUGCAUGGCCUAAUCUCGCCCCAACGAUUCGAGAACCUGCCGAUGGAGGUGUCCACACGCUUAUCGUCCUUGAGCAGUACUGGCGCUGUACGAAGCUUCCAUCUGGAUCACCAAGCUGCGGGGCAUAGUCACACGAUGGACUCCCAUCCGACUGCCACGGCAGAGCUUUCCGAAGCGCGAGGAGCUAGGCAGACUGCUGCAGGUGAACCACCGGGCAGUCCUAGAACAUGGAGAGGCCGAUUGGUGCGUCUCAAGAACCGAACAGUCAACGGAGCGCUCCGCUUCUAUGACCGUCACCCCAAGGCGACAAAGCUGGGCGCUGGGCUGACGGUGGGUGGUCUGUUCGGCUGCGUCUUGUUCUGCCCCGAGAUUGGCCUGGUAAAGAGCGAGUUUGAUUUGGCUUUCAGGCACACGAACAAGG
Molecule: messenger RNA, 1290 nt
Organism: Ceraceosorus guamensis
Lineage: Eukaryota; Fungi; Basidiomycota; Exobasidiomycetes; Ceraceosorales; Ceraceosoraceae
Exons: 2
Source: RefSeq, a predicted model, not a curated record